AUGGAUGAACUGGACCUUGAAUACGAUGACCGCUCGGUUGAACUCUCUUCUAUUGUUGCCAUCUUCCCGGAAACCCAAAUCGACCCCAAGUACCCGUUCAGGGCCGUCCUCGAGCUGCCAGUGGCGCCAUCGUCACCGACCCCGGUAUAUUUCCAACCACCUAUCGACCCUACACCGACCCCUACUCUCACCCCGCCAACGUCAGUAGAUGAAUCGAAGGGGCCAUUGGAUGAGCCUGCCAAGGAUGUUCAUAUACUAUCUCAUUUGCCACCGUUGAAACUUGAGAUCGAAUUACCUGAGGGCUACCCCUCCGAAAAACCGCCGAUUGUUCAUCUCAGUUCCACUCCUGUGUGGCUGCCAACUUCUACCACGGGUUUAUUAUUAGAUGACUGCCGCCGAUUAUGGGAAGAGUGUGAUCACGAUCUGGUUAUCUUCACAUACAUCGAUCACCUCCAGCAGCUUGCCGAAAACGUUUUCCAUACCCAGAACGCACUGGGUGAAGUUUGCCUUUCGCGAGACCUAAAGAUUGCCUUGUUGGACUAUAACAUCAAGGCAGAGCGUGAGAAAUUCGAACAGGGAACCUUUGAGUGCGGGGUUUGUCUUGAGCCUAAAAAGGGCACAGUUUGCUAUCGAUUACUUCGCUGCUCUCACGUAUUCUGUGUCCAAUGUUUGCAGGAUUUCUACAAUUCCUGUAUUGCCGAGGGUGAUGUGGACAGCGUUAAAUGCGUGGCACCAGAUUGCGAAUCCAAUAAAAGACCUCGAGACGCUCAAGUGCAUGGCGACCUACAAAACCUGCCCCGAAAGAAACGUGAUCGCACACUGGGGCCAAGUGAGCUGCUCCAAAUUCCUCUAACCCCCGAGGUGGUACAAAGAUACGCAUUCCUCAAGCGAAAGAAAAAAAUUGAAGCCGACAAGACGACUGUUUACUGCCCGCGACAAUGGUGCCAGGGAGCCGCUCGAUCCAAAAAGCACCCCAAGCCAGAAGACCUGAUGGUGGACGACCCCGAUUUGUCUGAUGAGGAAGAUCCUCCUGAUGGCACGAACCCAGAAGAGGAUGAUGGCGAGCUACCUCCAAUGGCCGAACGGGUCGCAAUUUGCGAGGACUGCAACUACGCCUUUUGUUCCGUCUGUAAGAAAGGCUGGCAUGGCGAAUUGCUCCGCUGCUACCCCCGUCGCCAAGGCGAGCCGACAGAGGAAGAAAAAGCCACCGAAGAGUACCUCCGGCUUUAUACCACUCCCUGCCCGACUUGCAACGUGCCUUGCCAAAAGCAAAUGGGAUGUAACCACAUGCGUUGCUUCCAGUGCGAUACUCACUUUUGCUACCUGUGCUCUGCCUGGCUUUUGCCAGACAAUCCAUAUAAACACUUUAACGAUCCAUCUGGUCGAUGUUACAACCGUCUUUGGGACCUUGAGGGCGGUGACGGCCUCAAUCCUGACGGCGCCGAAGCCCUGCACCGCAUUCCAGAAGCACUACUCAAUUUUGACGACGAACCGCCUGCAGUGAUGAUACCUGCAGGCGAUGAUGAAGAGCACCCCGCUUUCGAGUUCGACAAUGAUCAAGAUAUACUCCAUCUCCCUCCGCCCCCAGCUCCAAUCCCACCACCUGUCAACGCUCGUCGUCCUGACCAUGCUGCGGCCCGUGCAGCAGCAGCUGAGCGCCGUGCUCAGGCUAGAGCCAUGAAUGAAGUGCGACGUCGAGAUGCAGGCCAAGCAUACGACGCACCUGAUCAAGCGCGCCAGGAACCUCGCCGUCCAGUGCGCCGUCUACAGGUUCGCGCAGACGGUCCGGGAAAUGAAGAGAGAGCAGACUGGGGCCAUGGCAGAUGGCCGGGUCUUGAGCGAUUCGUCCAGCUUGCAGCGGAUGAUCGCGAAGACGAGUGGGAUAGUGAUGAGCUAGAAGAUUUCUGA
Molecule: messenger RNA, 1908 nt
Organism: Penicillium olsonii
Lineage: Eukaryota; Fungi; Ascomycota; Eurotiomycetes; Eurotiales; Aspergillaceae
Source: the annotation of a GenBank genome assembly